Molecule: messenger RNA, 2675 nt
Organism: Jatropha curcas
Lineage: Eukaryota; Viridiplantae; Streptophyta; Magnoliopsida; Malpighiales; Euphorbiaceae
Product: flocculation FLO11-like protein
Biological process (GO): cortical microtubule organization
Cellular component (GO): cortical microtubule
Source: RefSeq, a predicted model, not a curated record
GUCGAAAGCCCGAUAAAACGUAGGCUUUAAGUGAGAGAAAACAACCACCGGUGCCUCUCUCUCACCUGUUACAGUUGUCCUCUCUAACAAGAAAAUCCCACCACCCCCCUUCAUUUCUAACAAGAAACCUCUCACCUUGUUCACAUUUUACCAUUUCGUCCUUCUUUUCUCUUCUUAAUUACUCUGAAUGCCAUUCCUUCGUUUACCUUUCUCUCUGUGCCCACUGUUAGUCUGUGAUCUUCACCUCUCACCUUAUUCUCUUUUCUCUCCCUCUCUCUUUAGCUUUCUACAUUCUCUCUCUAGCAAUUUUUCUUUCUAGAAAGGUCUAUCUGUAGAUUUCAGCUUCUCUUUGCGGGAAUGGAGCUUUCUUCUCUGCUCGUUUUGGCUUUCUCUCUCUUCCGGUUUUUACUUUCUUCUAGCUGAGCUCUAUCUUGUUUGGUUUCGGCCCUGUAAAGAGAAGCGGAAGUGAAAUGCCGCCAUUAGAGCUGGAUUUUAGAUCUAACGUUAACUAAUUUUACUGUAAAAGAAGCUUGUAGGUUAUAAAUUAACGGUAUUACGCGUUUCUGGUGGUUAAAGAAGUGAGCGGGAAGCUAAGUUAGGUUUUAGGUUUUGUUCGUUUUAGUGUUCGAUCUGUGAAUUUUUGGGACUAUUUUAUUGAAGAGAGAGAAGUUCAGAUUUGUGGAAAUGAAUCGUAGUUUUAGGGCUCAGGACUCCCAAAUGCAAAUGGCAGCGGCAGCGGUGAAGCAGAGGCAACAAUUGAGGGCGUCAAUGAUGAAGGAGAAGGAAGAAGAGCUCGCGUUGUUUCUGGAAAUGAAGAAGCGUGAGAAGGAGCAAAAUAAUCUCCUCCUUAAUAACUCUGAAGAGUUUGAUGCACCUUUAGGGUCGAAACCCGGUACUUCUCCUAUAUUUAAUAUUUCAUCCACAGCAACACCUGCAAGAAAAGCCAGUGGUGCUGAUGAUUUUCUCAAUUCUGACAAUGAUAAAAAUGACUAUGACUGGCUUCUUACACCUCCUGGUACCCCAUUGUUUCCUUCUUUGGAGAUGGAAUCACAAAAGACUGUUAUGAGUCAGAUUGGCACUCCAAAGGCCCGUCCCACUGCCCUGAAAUCUAGACUAGCAAACCCUCAGCCAGAACCUCCCACACGGGGAAGCUUGGUGUCUAAGCAAUCAACUUCCUCCCCUGGGUUGAACUCUUCUGGUGCAGGAAUUCGCAGGCCUUCAUCAUCAGGUGGUCCAGGAUCACGACCUGCAACACCAACUGGACGUCCUACUUUGACCUCAACUUCUAAACCUUCUAGAUCUUCAACACCUACUUCUCGGGCCACCUUGCUUUCAUGUAAAGCAGUUUCUGCAACUAAGCCAAAUGUCUCUGCUGCUAAGCCUGCUGCUUCUGCAACAAAGCCUACUACAGUUCCUACAAGAUCUUCAACACCGUCAAGAUCUACCGCAAGACCUUCAACACCAACUGCGAGGCCUUCUAUACCUCCAUCAAAGUCCACAUCAAGGGCAUCAACCCCAACUCGACGUCCAUCCACUCCAUCAAGUGCAACAACUAUAUCCGCUCCUCCUAUUAAGUCGUCUGCUGCAGUUACUAAGACAGCUCCCACAACAGCUAGAAAUCCAGUGCCAUCACGUGGCACUUCUCCAACAGUGAAAUCUAGGCCUUGGAAGCCUUCGGAGAUGCCUGGUUUCUCACUCGAUGCUCCACCAAAUUUGAGAACAUCAUUACCUGAUAGGCCACUUUCAGCCACUAGGGGUAGGCCUGGAGCACCCAGCUCUCGAUCUUCCUCUGUUGAGCCUACUCCUAAUGGGAGACCAAGACGGCAAUCAUGCUCCCCUGCAAGAGGACGAGCCCCCAAUGGCUUUAUGCACACCAGUGGGAGCUCUGUUCCUGCAAUUAAUCGUGCACGCGCUAAAGUUAAUGACAAUGUGAGCCCUGUUCUAAUUGGAACCAAAAUGGUCGAAAGAGUAAUAAAUAUGCGAAAACUGGCUCCUCCUAAGCAAGAUGAUAAACUUUCUCCUCUUGGAAACCUUUCUGGGAAGUCUUCAUCACCGGACAGCUCAGGCUUUGGAAGAACACUUUCAAAAAAAUCUUUGGAUAUGGCUAUAAGACACAUGGAUAUAAGGCGAAGCAUUCCUGGUAAUUUACGGCCUUUAAUGACUAAUAUUCCAGCAUCUUCAAUGUAUAGCGUGAGAUCAGGGUCUGCACGAAGUAGAACAGUUAGUGUGUCAGACUCCCCUCUGGCAACAAGCAGUAAUGCUAGUUCAGAAGUGAGUGUCAACAACAAUGGUCUUUGUUUGGAUGGGAUUGAAUUAGAAGAAGUUGGCAGUGAGAGAGGUGGUCGGUCUCCUCUUCGGGGGAGGUGAUAGUUGGAAAUCAAUAUCUGUGAUAUCAACAGCUUAUUCUAAUCACUGUGUAUUAUUUUUGGUCUUCAACCAGCUCGAGAGCUGAAAGAGGAACCGAUUUCCAGGAAAGAAAAGAGAACUGACUGAAGUCUUGCGUCUGUGAUGUAAAGUUUGUUAGAUUGCUUGGCUGAUUUUUCUGUAAUCCAUGUUCUUUGUAUUAUUAGGGAAACCAAUUAUAAGUCCUACGAUUGCUCUUGCUCGAUUUCUACAAGGUGAAUUAUUAUGCACCAAAAAUGAGAAGUAAAAACCCUCCAUUAUCGCCGCGAUAA